UCUUUCUUCCUUGUUAACUACCAACUAGAAGCACUACCUAGAUCGCCGCAGGUCUCAGUCGAAAGAGCUCAGGAGGAGGUCGCUAGGGUCUCUCCAACUACAGUGCAAUGGGGAAGGGAACAGGGAGUUUUGGUAAGAGGAGGAACAAGACCCACACACUAUGUGUGAGGUGUGGGCGACGGAGCUUCCAUCUUCAGAAGAGCCGUUGCUCUGCUUGUGCUUACCCUGCUGCCCGUAAAAGGACAUACAACUGGAGUGUGAAGGCAAUUCGCAGAAAGACAACUGGAACUGGCCGCAUGAGGUAUCUUCGAAACGUCCCUCGCAGGUUCAAAACCAAUUUUAGAGAAGGUACUGAAGCAGCUCCAAGGAAGAAGGCAGCAGUUUCUGCUUGAGGCCUUUGAGACAGUCACUUGAGAGUUGAGAGGCUAUUAGUGGUCGCCUGAUUUUGAUAGUUCUAGUGUUAGAUAGAUCAAGUUAAAUUUUGGGGAACCUUCUAUCUGGGGUUUAAAAUGCCCAUUGAAAAGAUUGAUGUGCUUAAAGUUUUCAAAGUAUGUAUUCCAACUUGGCAUUUUUAUAAAGAAGCAUUUUAUGGACUUCCAUCA
Nicotiana attenuata is the source of this 602-nucleotide messenger RNA. RefSeq names its product 60S ribosomal protein L37-3. Gene Ontology annotation, cellular component: cytosolic large ribosomal subunit; ribosome. Gene Ontology annotation, molecular function: RNA binding; structural constituent of ribosome. Lineage: Eukaryota; Viridiplantae; Streptophyta; Magnoliopsida; Solanales; Solanaceae. The transcript has 4 exons. The record is from RefSeq and is a predicted model, not a curated record. The coding region runs from base 108 to 392 and encodes 94 amino acids. Gene Ontology annotation, biological process: translation.